AAGAAGGAGGGAAUUCUGCUAGAUAGCUGCUCCACUACCCGGACUGACCACAUGUGGAGUUCAUCCCCUUAGAAGUAAUUCAUUCUGCAGCAGCCCUAAAAAGCACUCAGUGGUGGAAAGCCUAUUUGAAUGCAACCUGAAAUUCCACCUUAGAGCUUCGUUUGCUUGGUGUUGGGCUUGGGCUUUCUGGUUUCCAAGAGUCUCCCAUUACAGCACCUUUAGCCCUAAGAGGAACACUAGCCAAGAGCUGAAUGAAUGGGACAAGCCCCACCCUGAAAGCAGGAACUUCCGGUCCUGGGACAUCUCCCCCAGAGUUAGCCUUGACUCAUAGGAAGAAACCAGCUCAGCUGGCAGACAGACACACCAAGGGAACAGAAAGACACCAGACUGGUGGAUCGCACAGGACACAGGAGGACAAGGAGAUCCCAGGGUGGCGCCAGCUGAGCCAACAGCUUCUGGUGACCAGAGCCCUGGGGGAGGCUGAGGCAAAGAAGGCUCUGGAGCAGGUUACCCAGGAACGUGAUGAUGCCAUAGCCAAGAAGCUGGCAGUAGAAGCUGAACUGGGCAUCUGCAGAGCCAGACUCCAAGCCGUGGAGGAGCAGCUGCUGGAGGUGGUGAAGGAGAAGCUGAUGCUGAUGGAGGAGGUGGAGGCCUGGAAGGAUGAUAUGCAAGAGCUGGUCAGCCGACAGAUUCGAAGCCAGAUGCAGAGAGAAGGGAGUGACCCCUGGAGGGGCAGAGUCCCUGCGUCAGGGUCCAGAACCCAGCCUGGUCUAACCACCCACGUCUCCCAGUGGCAGUGGAGAUGGCGGAGGAGAGGCAGCGGGCUGAAGCAGAUGGAGAGCUGGCCUCCCAGUCAGGAAGGAAUGGCUUCCAGUUUUGCAUCUGAGAUAUAGUAGCUGCAGGACUCUGGGCAAGUCAUCCCCUCAGUGCCCCCAGAAAAAUCACACAAGAUGAAAUUUGGCUGAGCAGGCUCAGAUCUGCAUUGGCAGAAGGAAUUUCCUCCUGGAAACUUCCCAUAGGCUAAUGAAGUCACAGAACGCGUCUCCCCAGAAUGAUGUUAGGCAAUUCAAAACCACCACCUAAGGCCAAGAGAUCCUGGGAUCGGAAACAAAGAGCUGGAAGGGACCUCAGAAGCAUCUACUUAAAUCCAAUUCACGUGCCAGUCAAGACAUCACCCCUGUGAUGUCAUUGGUCCUCUCUGAAAACAAAGGGUCAACUCCAACAACAACGCCAACCCCUUUGUCCAAGGUCACCAUGUAGAAAAUGUCACAGGUAGGAUUUGAAUCUAGGUGACUCACUUGAUAAACAUUUAUUGAACACCUACUAUGAGCCAGAAACCAUGCUAGGCAUUGGAGAAACAAAGACAGGAAUGAAACAAUUCCUUUACACAGAGGGUUUACAUUCCAUCUAGGGAGAUCAUAGGAUUGGAAAUUUAGAGACAGGAGGAGCUUUAGAAGUCAUCAAGUCCACCCCUCCCCUUUUAGAGAUGAGGAAACAGACUGGGUCAUGGUUACACGUCAUAGGCACCAGAGGCAAGAAUUAAAUCCAGGUCUUCCUGCCAUCCACCUGGGUGUGUCAAAACUCUCUAGAGCAUUUGAA
This is a messenger RNA of Trichosurus vulpecula (common brushtail), 1599 nucleotides long. RefSeq lists its product as uncharacterized. Gene Ontology annotation, biological process: vesicle transport along microtubule; Golgi to secretory granule transport. The transcript is spliced from 8 exons. Lineage: Eukaryota; Metazoa; Chordata; Mammalia; Diprotodontia; Phalangeridae. The record is from RefSeq and is a predicted model, not a curated record. The coding region runs from base 252 to 893 and encodes 213 amino acids.